This is a messenger RNA of Leptomonas pyrrhocoris, 2113 nucleotides long. RefSeq names its product putative mitochondrial flavoprotein monooxygenase. Bases 95 to 2113 code for a protein of 672 amino acids. The transcript has a single exon. Gene Ontology annotation, cellular component: mitochondrion. Gene Ontology annotation, molecular function: oxidoreductase activity. The record is from RefSeq and is a predicted model, not a curated record. Gene Ontology annotation, biological process: ubiquinone biosynthetic process. Lineage: Eukaryota; Euglenozoa; Kinetoplastea; Trypanosomatida; Trypanosomatidae.
AGUAUUGUGCGUACACCGCGCGCUACUUUAUUUUGGUGCUGCUGGAGGGUGUUGCCGUCAUCGUGUGAGGCCUAUUCAGUGCUCAAUCGCCACGAUGCUCCGCCGUGCCUAUCGUCUUCUCGGUUCCACCAACCGCUACACCGACGGCUCCGGUCGCGCACUCGAGUCGAACGUCGUCCCUCGCGACCUCUACCUCCAGUCCAUCAGCAACCGCGCCUAUCCCGUCCAAGGCGAGAACUGGCAACCCGUCGUGGCUGGUAAGCCUUCUCCACACAAAGGCAACGUCAUCAUCUCGGGGGCUGGCGUGGUGGGUCUCACGAUGGCGGCGCAGUUCGCGCUGCGUGGGUGGCACACCACCGUCGUCGAGCGCAGCCCGCCGCUAUGCGACGUGAAGGAUCAGCCGCUCCGAAACUCUGUCUCGGAGAAGGAGAAGGAUAAACUGCAAAAAGACGAGGCAGAGGAAAGCUUUCGUGGCGUCGCUUCGGGUGCCUCUUCGGGGGAGUUCGUCCAGCGUCUCUCCUCGUCGUCUUGGAAUCAAGCCCUUCCGCCCUAUCGUGGGCCCCUCGUUCGCCCACACUUUGGCUCCACACCGGAGCCACCGCAGUCGCACCCUCCCAGCAAAAAUGAUGAAUCGAGUGAUCCCACUGGUGCUGCCCCGUCCCCAUCACACUACCCACCUUUUAUCGAGCUCGAGUACGCCCUUCUGACCCGCCGUGCGUUGGAUGCCCUCGAGGCGGCCGGUGUCCGUCUGUCUGCCCUCCGCCACCUUGGGGUGAAGGUGCGCGGCGUGAUGGACCACCCCGGGGCGUACAACAGCUGGCUCACGGCCGGCCUCACCGAGCACCACCCUUUUGCAGUGACGAUGCUCUCCAUAGACCUCUUUCUCCUACGCCGCCUGCUGGAGGACCACGGGCAACACGGCCUCCCCGCCGCGAAUCUGCAGGUCUUUUAUCGCCACGUCGUGGAGGCGGUUUAUCCGCUCCGGCAGCAGCUCGUGGUGCGCACCUGGGCUGGCAGCGCGGCGGCGAAGGAGAUGCAAGACCACGCGGCGGCGCAGGCGGCUGCCUCGUCGCCGGUGGAAGCGGAGCGAACCGCGGCGAUUGUGGCGCAGGCACGGCAGCACACGCCCAGGAAGCACACGAGUCUCACACUGAGUGCCCGGCAGUGGGAGAAGAAGUUUGCUGAGGAGGCCGUCGACUACGAUCUGCUUGUGUCCGCGGAGGGGGUAUCGUCCCACCUGCGCAGCUUAGUAGACGUGGAAGGCUUUCUCGCUGAUGUUGACAUGGGUGUGCGCUGGUGCCUCCUCCGCAGCAGCGAACUCAGCCACGAGCACAUCCAUCGCUGGCUGCACUGUCGCCGCACCACGGCGAUCACGACGGCGCAGUCCUAUCACGUGCAAUCCGCGGCCCAGGUCCCGGUGGCGCUGGCCUUUCCGCGCGUGGAGGGGAGCAAUCUCUUCUCGGUGAUGGUCUAUGCCCCGAUGGGGGAGCUGACGGGGCUAGAGGAUGCCGCCUUGCUGCGGCGCUACCUGCCCGAUUUGCACCACAACUCCCCCUCCCCUUCCGCUUCCAACGCGACGCUGCCGCCGAGUGAGUUGGUGUCCUUCUCGUCUGUCGCGCGGCCCUACCCCACCGUCUACUGCGAGCAGCUUCACAACUCCGUCGGGCUUCCGUCUGCGGUUCUCGUCGGCGAUGCGGCGCACACGUGCAACCCUUUCUGGAUGCAAAGUCUCGCCUUGGGUCUCGAAGACGGGGCGAACCUGCUCAAUCAGGUGGACGCCUACUCCCGUCACUUCUACGAUGCGGUGAAGCAGUACAGCGACGAGCGCGGCACGAAUGGCGACGCGCUGCGCGAGCUGACGGACAAGUGCCUCUAUUACCAGCGCAAGAAGCACGCGAACCCUUUCGUUCGCUUUCAGAACGCCUAUCAGCGCUGGAUGAAUCUGUGCCUUCCCCGUGGGUGGAACACGCUCUACGAGGGCUCCGUGAACCACAUCUACUCCCGCAGCAUCGAAGAAAUGCUCAACAGCCGCGGCUACACCUCGUACGACUACGCCGAGAAGCAGCAGGCGAAGCACCGACUCUUUUACCACCUCGGACGCGUUUACACGUAG